AUGAAGCUCGUUUCCACAGCUAUCGUCGCCUGCCUGCUUCCGCUUGCUCUUGCCAAGUCGUUCCUUGUCACUUAUCCAAAGGAUACCCCAAACGCUGUGAUUGAUAGCGCGAAAGCCUCUGUUAGGAAGGCUGGUGGAGUCAUCACUCAUGAGUACUCCCUGGUUAUUAAGGGAUUCGCCGCAACCGGACCGGAAGAAGCUGUCCAACAGAUCUCGACACAGUCGACUGUUUUCAAGCCCACCAUUGAAGAGGACCAGACUGUUUCGAUUUCAUAA
This is a messenger RNA of Aspergillus mulundensis, 276 nucleotides long. RefSeq lists its product as uncharacterized. Gene Ontology annotation, molecular function: endopeptidase inhibitor activity. The coding region runs from base 1 to 276 and encodes 91 amino acids. The transcript is spliced from 4 exons. Gene Ontology annotation, biological process: vacuole fusion, non-autophagic. Lineage: Eukaryota; Fungi; Ascomycota; Eurotiomycetes; Eurotiales; Aspergillaceae. The record is from RefSeq and is a predicted model, not a curated record.